Molecule: messenger RNA, 4575 nt
Organism: Plasmodium adleri (nom. inval.)
Lineage: Eukaryota; Apicomplexa; Aconoidasida; Haemosporida; Plasmodiidae
Product: serine/threonine protein kinase, putative
Exons: 3
Coding region: 1-4575 (1524 amino acids)
Biological process (GO): mitotic spindle organization; protein phosphorylation; regulation of cytokinesis
Cellular component (GO): spindle microtubule; spindle pole centrosome; spindle midzone
Molecular function (GO): ATP binding; protein kinase activity
Source: RefSeq, a predicted model, not a curated record
AUGAAUGAACAUAUCAAAAGUAUUAAAUAUGAUAAUGUUCAUGAUACCAAGAAAAAUGUCAUAAGAAAUUAUGAUGAUCAUAAUAAUAUUAAAGCAAACUCACAUUCAAAAUUACAGUCAAAAGAUUUAAAUACACAUAAUGAUAACAAACAAAAAUGGAUCAAUUCAAAUAAUACAAAUAAUAAUAUACAAACAAAUAUUCAUGUAAAGUAUUAUGAUAAAUCAGUCAAUAAUAAAACAACCACUCUAAUAGAUAAAGAUAUUAAACAAGAAAAAAAUUAUUCAAAAUGUAGUGGAGUGACUAUCAAUAAAAGUAAUGCAAUGAAGGAUUAUGUGAGGUAUAGUAAAAAGGAAGAUUCGUCAAGUAAUUAUGUGUACAAAUAUAAUAAUAUGAACGGAAAUAAUAUUAUGAACGGCAAUAAUAUUAUGAACGGCAAUAAUAUUAUGAACAGAAAUAAUAUUAUGAAAGACAAUAAUAUUAUGAACGGCAAUAAUAUUAUGAACAGAAAUAAUAUUAUGAACAGAAAUAAUAUUAUGAACAGAAAUAAUAUUAUGAACAGUCAUGUAAUUCACCCCAUUUCGAAUAAAACCACCUUGAUUGAAAACAAUAAAAAAGAAGAAAACAUGUUUCCUUCAUCUGAUUUAUAUAAAAAAGAAAUAAAUGUAAAAGGAGAUAGUGACACGUUUGAUUUAUUAUAUAAGAGAAAGAUAGACAAGGAUGAUAAUUUAAGUAAAAAAAAAAAGAGGCCCAAUUAUUCACUUAAUAAUGAUGAUGAUGAUCAUCAUGAUAAUUUUAUUGUUGUGUGUGAGGAGAUAAAAGAGAAUGGAAAUGAACAAAAUAACAAUAAAAAUAAGAAAAAUGUAAAGGAGGAUGUAUUACACAAUGUUUUGGAUGAACUAAGAAAUAAGGACAAUUUAGUAAGUGACCAUAUAAUUAGCAAAUCAUUUGAAAAAAAUAAUAAUUUGUAUAUUAAAAAGUCAGUCAGUUUAAAUGAAAAUAAUAAUGAGAGAAAGAUAUACACACAAAUAAAUAAAGAAGAAUACAGUAGCACAAAUAAUGAUGAUGGUUCAAUAAAAAAAAAAAACAAUUCAUCAGAAGGUUUAGAUGAACAGAGAAAAAAUUACAACUAUUCUAUAAUAGAACAGAAAGGAUAUAAUUUUAAUAAUAUGGAUUAUGAAUAUUUUAAAGAUGAUACACAUAAGAAUCAAAAUGGAUCUAAUCCUAAUGUCAUUGAACAAAUUGAGGAAUAUAAGAAAUAUGGAAUGAAUAACAAAAUGGAUGAGCCGAAAAUUUAUAAUCAACAUAUAAAUAAUAAUGUUAAUAUGAAUCAAAGAUGUAAUGUGUCUAUAAAUGAAAAUAUAAAGAACAAUAUAUAUUUUGAUGACUAUGAAGAAGGGUGUGAACAAGAAAAAGAUAGAAAUAAAUUAUAUGAUCAUACACAUAAUCAAGAGAAGGGAUAUAAAAAUAAUAUAAAUGAUAUAUUAAGAGAAUAUCAUCCAAAUAAUGAUGAGGUGAAAGAAAAGGAAAAGGAAAAACAAAAAGAUGAUGAAAAAAAAAAUAUACAUGCACGUGAUAAAUUGGUAUCACAUAUUGAUAAUGUUAACUCAAAUAUUAAGAUAAAUUCAUUAUUAGAUCAUAUAGAUAGGAAGAAAAAAACAGGAUACAAAGAAAUUAAUCUUUAUAAAGAAAUAAAAAAUGAAUAUCAAAAAAUGUUAACUGAUGAAAAUUCAAUUAUGAUAGAACAGGUAAAGAAAUAUAAUACACAUCAAGUGAGCAACAAUUUUUGUGAUACCAACGAUAUGUUACAGAAAGAAAAUAAAAUAUUAACAAAUAAUGAUAAAAAAGAAUCUAUAAAUUGUGAUAAAAAAGAGCCUAUAAAUUGUGAUAAAAAGGAACCUUCUUUUUAUGAUAAAAAAGAAACUAUAAAUUAUGUUAAAAAAAAAACAUUUUUAUUAUCUAAAUCUAAAACUUGUACAUCUAAUGUUUUAUCAUCUAAAAUACCAAGUACUCUAUCAAAUAAAAAACUGAAUGCAACUAUAAAAACAAUAAAAAAGGAUGUUACAGAUAAUGAGAAAAAAAUAUAUAUGCAUGAUCAUAGAAAGGAAAAUAUCAUAAAGAGGAACAAGGAGUUUAUUAAUAGUUAUAAAGGAAAGAGAAAUAAUUCAAACGUAGAUAUUGUCUCUGAAGUAUGUAAUAAUAAGAUAAAUGUUAAGGGUGAUAAUAACAAUAUGAUAGUAGAGAAUAAAGAACGUACUGAUAGCUCCUUUAUUUCUAUUCAUCAUAGAAAAAAUAUAACAAGUACUAGUACAGACACGUUUGCAAAAAAUAAAAAACAAAUUAUAUCUCCACAUUUAUAUUCUAAGAAGAAUGAAGAGAAUGAUAAAAAAUGUGAACUAUUAAAAAAUAAUAACGAGAACAUAAAAAAAAAUAUUUAUAAGGAUAAAGAAAAAAUAAGCGAUUUAGAAAGAAAGGUAUUUAUAAAACAAAAUAAUGAUGAAAAAAAAAACACAAGUACUAAAAUAAAUGAUGAUAUGAAUAUUAUAAUAGAUAAACAAAAAAAAAGGGAAUUAAAUAAUAAUCAUAUUGAUUUAAAUAGAAGAAUAAAAAAUGACUCUAAAAUAUUGACGAAUGAAAAGAAUAAUAUAAACAAAAUACAAAAUAAUUUAAUGAUAAAAAAAACAAACAUGCUAACAAAUAAAGGAAUAAAUAGUACUUCCAUUAGUAGUAGCUCUACAAAAAAUUUCAAGGAGGGUGGACUUAUAAAAAAAAAUAAAAAUCUUACAAAUUUGAAAUAUACAUCUAUAAGGAAUAAAAUUAAUGUUGAUAGUAUAAAAUUAAAUGAUAAAGCUGAUUUGUAUGAAGACAAGAAGAAGACAAGUUUUAAUUAUAUAAAUAAGGGUGUAAAAGGAAUGAAUAUGAAAAAAAGAAAUGUUCCAAAUACAAAUAGUAUGGUAGAUACGAAUAAAGAAAAACGGGUUCUCAAUCCAGUCACAUUAAAUAAUAAUUAUCGUAAUAAUUAUAUACAUAUUAAUAAGAAUAAUUGCAAGAAUGAAAAAAUGGUAGGUAUAAAAAAAAUUGAUCCUAAUAAGGAAAAACAAAAAAGUUUUCAUCCAGGAGUGAAAGUAGAAAAAACAUUGAAUCAAAAUUAUAAUUCCAAAGGUUUAACUGAGAAGGGUGGAUUCAAAGAUAUUAUAAAUGAAGAAAUGGAAAAAUAUAAGAAUAAUAAAAUGAAGUAUAAAAUUAAAAGUAAUUCAAUACCACCAAUAAUUAAAAAAAUAGAAACCAGAAACAACAACAAUAAUGAUAAUAAUAAUAAUAAUAUUAAUAUUAAUAGUUGUAAUAAUAAUGGCAAUAGUGGUAACUCUUUAUUUUUAAAAAAGGCAAAAGAUGCUAUUCAUUUAAAAAAUAAUAAUAUUAUUAAGAAUAACAACAUGAUGUUUAGAAAGCAAAGUAAUAGUUGUGAUAAUAAUACAACAUCAAUGAAAAAUAAAAUGAUAAUAAUAAAUAGUAAUUCAGAAAAGGCUAAGUCUAAUAAUUCAGAAAAUAAUAAUGAAAAAAAAGAAAUGUCGUAUUUUGAAUGGCUAGCUAACGAAAAAAAAAAGGAGAUAAUAGAAAAAAAAGGAGAAAUAGAAAACGAUGAAGAUGCAAAAGAUUCCAACAAGAUGGAUGAAGAAUUGGAUGAUGAGGAGACUUUCAUGCUACAACCUUUAUCAUCAUUUAACUUAAGACAAAACGAAAGAAAAUAUGAACAGAGAGAUUUUGUUGUAGAUAAAUAUCCAAUAGGUAAUGGAAGAACAGGAUUGGUAUUUAAAGCAAUAAUAAAAAAGGAAGAAAACAAAAAUGUCGCCCUUAAAGUAAUGGCAAAAGAUACAAUUAUGUCUUUAAAUAUUGAACGACAAGUAUUGAAGGAAAUUAUAAUACAAGCUAGCUUAAAACAUGUAAAUAUAUUAGAACUUAUAGCAUAUUUUGAAGACAAAACAAGACUUUUUUUAAUUCUAGAAUUAGCUAAUGGGGGAUCAGUACGAAAUAAAAUGAAACAAAAGAAACAACCUUUAAAUGAAGAAGAAGUUGCAUUAUAUGUAUAUCAAAUAGCUGAUGCAUUAUCUUAUCUGCAUAGUUUUAAUAUAAUCCAUAGAGAUUUGAAACCUGAUAAUAUUUUAAUUCAUUAUUCUAAUGAAUAUUUAAAUAAUAAAAUUUAUAAAUAUGGAGUAAUCAAGCUAGCCGACUUUGGGUUUUCUUGUCAGCUCAAAAAUAAAAGACAAAAAAGAAGUACAUUCUGUGGCACAAUAGAUUAUAUGCCUCCUGAAAUUAUUAACCAAAUACCUUAUGAUUGUAAUGUCGAUUUGUGGUGUUUGGGAAUAGUUAUAUUUGAGUUGUUAGUUGGAUUCCCUCCAUUUACCGACGAUACACAGGAGAGGAUUUUUGAUCAAAUAAAGGAAUUAAAUUUUCAUUUUCCUAAGUCUGUAUCAUUGUUAGCUCAGGAGUUAAUAUUAAAAUUGUGUAGUAGAACUGCUGAAGAAAGGAUUUCGGCAGAUGAAGUAAAAUCCCAUCCAUGGAUAAAACAAUUCAUAUAA